AUCGAAUGGUCGCGACGAAACCGAAACAGGAGAGAUCUCGCGACGUCCACUGAUGCCGACUGUCGAGCAUUCCCCCCUCUCUAUGUUGCGACUCGUCGCGGGCAUCUCUGCUGGCGUCGUGUGCCUCAUCGGCCUCGAAGAGCUCAUCCGCCGGAAGCGCAAGAAGGCCGCCAAUGCGUCAUCGACAAAGGAUGCCAAGCAGCAGGGUGCCACCCGACAGGACACACGCCAGAUCACGCCAGAGGAGAAGUUGACGCUUCGCCAAGUACCUCGUGUGCCGGUGAGCAUUAUGGAGGCGUUUCAGGCGAUGCGGUCGGGCCAGGAAGCGCACCUGUAAGACAUACGCACACCCAUGCAGGACGCAGAGGCAGCCAGGCAUGUGAAGAUGGCUCACAUGUGAGGUGAUCUGAAUGCCCUCCUUUCCCUGUGUGUCUGUCAGGUUCGAGCAGUGGCGUGACGAGAUGGAUAGCGACUUGUUCUAUCUGCAGCUGCCCCUCUGCCAGCGGGCCUAUGUCUGCACGGACCCGUCAUGCUGGGAUGCGCUUGUCGGACCUGCCGGACUGGACAAGUCGCACCGGUAUCACCUGUUUGACCUCUUCGGCGAGGGUGCCCUGACCAGAACACGGCAGAUGAUCACGCGCAAGACGAGCGGCGAGCACUGGCAUGCCAUCAGAAAGGCCCUGAGCCCCGCAUUCGCGUAGGCACGCAUCACACCAUGAGACAGACAAAGGAUGCGUUGCAUUGCAUGGCGGCUGCUGGUUCUUUCUUUCUUGUGCUGUUCCCCUUGGUUGGCUCCUUCAUUCAGAAACAGGACCCUGCUGACCAAAACCCCCAUCUACCAUCGUGUGCUGGGAUCCUUCGUCAAGGCCCUCGAUGACGCGGCCGACAAGCACCUAGCCGUCGAUAUGCCCAAGUGGGGGCUGCGCUACACCAUCGACAUGAUCGGGGAAGUCGCAUUCAAGUACGCACGCACAUUGAGGGAGGGGUGACAUGACGCAGAUCACAUCAAUCACGAUAAAUGCCAUGUAUGCAUGUCGCGUGUGUCGUGUGUGUUUCUUAGCUAUUCGUUCCAUGCGUUUGACGCGGAGCGCAAUGGUGAGGCAUUGGCCCUCCUGCGCGCCAUCGACUUCAUAUUCCAGGAAGUCUGGAGCACCCUCGUCAACCCAUUCCGGUGAGCAUGUCCAUCCAUCCAUCCAUCCAUCCACGCACACCAAAUGUAGCGCGGCGCAGCGCCCAUCCACGCACACCAAAUGCAGCGCGGCGCAGCGCAGCACAAUUGACCUCCCUGGUUGUGUGGCCUGUUUGUGUAUGCAGGCCCUACAUGAUAUGGUGCAGUCAAGUGCGCGAGUACUACCGCUGCAUCAGGCUGUUCCGCGACGUCUGCCGCAAAAUCUACCAGCAGUUCCUGGACACCCCGCCGGACAAACGAGACGUGAGGAAAUGAAUGCAUCUCAUGAUGGUGUGGUGCAGACACACAUGUAUGUGUUUGUGUGGGCUGGGUGUACGUGUGUGUAUAAUACAAUCGAUCCAUCCAUCAGGCCACGUCUGUCAUCUACUACAUCCACAACGCCCCCUACCCGACUGAGUUUGAGAAGUUGUGCGACAUCUACAACCUCCUCUGGGCCGGGUAUUAUGUAACAAGAAACACAACACGCGCAUGCUACAUGCGUCUGUUUUGUCUGCCGUGCUGGGCAUACACGCAGGCACGACACGACAGGCUACACCAUCGCUUGGGGCGUUUACCACCUCUCGAGCAACCCCCGUGCGCUCAAGAAGCUGCAACAGGUUGGUUCGGUCACGCAACACACACGCGAUUGUGGCAGACAGACUUGUGUGCCUGCACGUCUCGUCUUGUGUGUGCAGGAGCUGGACGCAGCCACCUUCGAGAAUGAGUUUCCCACCUACGAGGAGCUGGGUCAGCUGCCGUACUUCAACGCCUGCGUCAAGGAGUUCAUGCGCAUGUAAGAAGAAAAGAAACCGAGAUGAAAUGAGUCGAUCUAUCCAUCCUAUCUGAUCUCUUGUCUGUUUCUCUUUGUCAGCACGCCCGUCGUGGGCAACGGCGGCCUCCGGCAGACAGAGGGCGGCAUCAAGGUGACGUCACGGGGCGUGGACUACUGGAUUCCUGGCGGGUACGAGAUCUUCUUCCCGCUCCUGCCGCCUUUCAGAGACGACAGAAUGUACGUGUGAGCAUGCUGACACAUCAUGUGUGCCGUGCUCUGCUCACGCACUCUGUUCAUUCUCACGUGCGUGUCUCUGACUGAUGGCGGGGCUUAGUUGGGGUGACGGCAAGGUGUUCCGUCCCGAGCGGUGGCUGGAGGCGAGCGAGGAGCAACUGAAGCUCUACAACAAGGUGUUCCAGCCCUUCAGCGUCGCCCCCAGAUCAUGGUGAGGCGGGCGUUGCGUCACACACGACAGGGCCGCACCACAUACAUGUGGCCCGCUCGGGUUGCAUUGUUUUGCAUCCUUUGCCCCUUGCUUGUGUGCCGUGCAGCAUUGCCCAACACUUGGCGUCGAUUGAGGUAGCUAACACAUCAAUGCAAUCACGGCAAUCUAAUCGCGCAGCGACGGAGAGCAGGAAUGUAUGGUGCGUGUGGUCUCUCUGCUGCGUGUCUUGUCAGGUUCGCAUGACCAUGGCGGCGUUGUUCAAGAGGUUCGAGUUCGAGGUCACCACCGAGCCCGACCCAUACUACGCAAUCACGUACGCACACAGACAACAGACACUGGUUAUUUUCACGCAUGCGUGUCUGCCCUCGUCUCUGUGUGUAUGUGUGUGCAGGUACAAGCCCCGGGGGCUGAUGGUCAAGCCCAUCAGGCGCACAUGAAGACAACAACGCCGCAAGACACAACCGACAGACGGAAGGGAGGUAUUUGCGUGUCCCCAACUGCCGGGAUCCUUUUUUUCUCAUGGAGCACCUCGUGCUGCGUCAUAUUUUUAUUUAUCGUGUUGUUGCGUGCCGCAUUCAUGCUAUGCAUGCACUUUAUGUGUCCCUGCACGUGUGGUCAACGGACCUGUUUGUGUAGCACUACGAAGGCCUGCCUCUUCGUGUCCUUUUUUCGGCGCAUGCGAUGGAUGGAUGGAUGGAUGGUGUUUUUCGUCCACUUUUUGUUGUUGCCGCCCGAUUGCCUCAGCCUUCCCUCAUCCACGUCAUGCAAACACGAUGAAUGUCUUUUUCUUGUCACACUAUUUUUCCCCACUGAGAGGGAAAAGCGGGGGGCUUUUUGUUGACCCGGUGUCUCUUUUUCAUUUUUUCCGUGUCCCCGCUGCUCUCACGCGGGGCAGCGGUUUUAUAGCGUCCGUAGAGGCGCCAGUCUUACAUCGCGUGCAUAUAUAUAAUUCCACAACGUCUUUUUGUCAAUGAGCCUUUCGUCGUUGCCUGCGGUGCUCUCUCUGUGUAGUUCUUCCGUCCGAUCAUCGAUGUGAUGUGUUCCUCAGACAUAGGAGGGCGCAUCGCGUCACACGGGAAUGUAUGCUAUUUGUGUGUGUGCGUAUGUAUGUACACGUGCAUUGGUCGAUCGGGAGUGCCUGGCAAGAAGUACGUAAGUACUGCAGUGGUAGGGUGUGGUGCAUACUGUCCAUGCAGCCGAUGCAUGUUGCAUGUCGUGUGUUGCAUGUUCGAUGCACAAUGACAUCCCUUAGACGGAGCACAGACUAUACCUGACGUCUGCUGUCUGUUAAUCGCGAGCUGACGUGUCGACUGGCGGUGUGGAUGCUGUGGUUGUCAGUUUGUUGAGGAAACGAUGUGUCGGCCCGCAGAUGGAUAACCUCGGCUAUAGCCUGAAUAUUCCCAGCCCGCACAACGAGGCCGUAGGGCUCCUUUUGUUCCGUAAAACCUUUGGCAGAGAGGAGAGGGAGAGGGGAGAGAGAGGUACGUGGAGGGAGUGUCAGGAUUGCCAGCUUGGCAAGACGAACCACUGCGAGCUUGUGAGCUAGGGUAGAUUGCUGUGCAACGGAG
Molecule: messenger RNA, 3953 nt
Organism: Vitrella brassicaformis
Lineage: Eukaryota; Vitrellaceae
Source: the annotation of a GenBank genome assembly